GCCGGUUUCACUCCUGCACAGAAGUUCACUGCUUCUCCUCCCUCUUACAAGCUAUUUCAGAAAAUGAAAGUGAACCAUGGUGCCAUUGAAGCGAAGAAGAGUCACUGGGAACAUUGGGGCUGACAGCAGUGGAGAUUAUCCACCAACCAAGUUCCCCCAGGUCUUUCUAUUCCUGUUGGAAAGGAAAAUGGGAGCCAGUCGCAGAGCUUUCCUGUCUCAGCUGGGUCGAAAGAAAGGAUUUAGAGUGGAGGAAUUGUUCAGUCAAAGCAUCACACACGUCAUUUCUGAAAACAACUCUGGUGAUGAGGUCAGUACGUGGCUGGACUCACAGCACACGGCUCAGGGCCGAGCUCCGUUUCACCUGCUGGACAUCAGCUGGUUCACAGAGAGCAUGCACGCAGGCCAUCCUGUUCCAAUCCUGGACAGACACAUACUACAGCAGCAACAGGUUGAUGACGCAGAGGUUGUGGUGUUCUCAGUGCCCAGCUACGCCUGUCAGAGAAGAACCACUCCGGACGACAAUAACAGCCUCCUCACCGAUGCUUUGUCCCUCCUGGCUGAAAACGCUGAGCUCAGUAACCAGGAGGGGCGAGGUGUUGCGUUUCGCCGGGCUGCCGCCGUGUUGAAGGCUCUCCCUAAACCGGUGACGUGUAUGACACAGCUCAGAGGGCUGCCCUGUCUCGGAGGACAUUCACUGAGAGUCAUAAAAGACAUUUUGGAUAAUGGAGCAUCUAGUGAGGUCGAAUCUAUGAAGCAAUGUGAGCGGUAUAAAGCUCGAAAGGUUUUAACAGGUGUUUUUGGAGUUGGACCAAAAACAGCAGACCGAUGGAUCCGAGAUGGGAUACACACUCUUCACCAGUUACGGGAUUCAGGACACUCACUCAAUCGAACCCAACAAACAGGUGUGGAGCACUAUGACGACCUCAAUCAGCUGGUCUCUAAGGCGGAGGCUGACGCUGUUGAAGAGAUCGUGGCAAAAGCCGUCGUUUCUGUGUUACCAGGAGCACAGAUUACUCUGACGGGAGGAUUCAGGAGAGGAAAGCUGACGGGUCAUGAUGUUGACUUCCUCAUAACCCACCCUGAGGAAGGCAGGGAGGAGGGACUGAUGUCUAAAGUGGUGUCCUGGCUGGAGUCACAGGGUUUCCUGCUCUACCAGACAACAACAAGAAACUCUUACCUGGAGUCAAAGGACGGCCCUGCUCGAUUGGCCUCCAACAUGGACCGCUUUGAGAGGUGUUUCUCCAUCUUCAAACUGGCCAAGGAGGAGAAACGGGAAACAAAACAGCCAGAGACACAGGGAGAAACUGGAUUACAGAAUACAGUAGAGGGGCCUUGCAGUGUUGGAGGCCACACGCAGAUACAAAGUGCGGACUCGAGUCUGCAGACGGAUCAUACUUCACAGAGUCAGAUUCACCCUGGCGAACAGAGCUCCUGUGAAGAUGGAGGACUAAAACCUGCUGGACACAAGCCGUGGAGAGCUGUGAGAGUGGACCUGGUGGUUUCUCCUUUCAGCCAGUUUGCUUUUGCUCUGCUGGGCUGGACGGGAUCGAAGUUGUUUGAGAGAGAGCUGCGACGUUGGGCUGGACAGGAAAAGGCCAUGUCUCUAAACAGCCAUGCUCUAUAUGACAACACACAGAAGAGGUAUCUUAAAGCCACAUCAGAGGAAGAGAUAUUUGCUCAUCUCGGCCUAGAGUUCAUUCCUCCGUCAGAGAGAAACGCCUGAGGGGACCUGAGGAGAAUCUGCAGCAGGAGGGCCAAGCAGGUACCAUGUGAGGAAUAUCACCUGGAGAAGGAAAGGUUAACGUAGCCUUCAAAUGGGGUGGAAGAGUGGGGGGGUGAGUUAAUCAGAUGCCAGAACACUGUAUGUUUGUUGUACUAUGAGGCGGAAUUUUCCAUCCUGAGGGAUCGGAUCACAAGUACACCUACUAGUAAAAGUGUACGACACACUGCAUCCCACAAAAUGGUCAUACAGUUAAUCAACACCUGUAAACAAAACCCACCUUUGUGACCUUCAUGACGUUCCUGAAGAACGGUUUAUUACAGCUGCUAGUUUUAGCUAAACGUGCCAAAUGACCAUCAACCAUUUACUUCCACCUCUGUCAUAUGAGUGUGUCAUAGAAUGUGAAUUAUUUUCUAUACACUGACCCGUGCAAUCUGCUUUUUUCUCUGAUUAUAUUUAUAUAUAAAUGAUUAAUUAACUCAGCCUUAAAGGCCCCAUCACAAAAAAAAUGCAUAUUCCCAGAUUGCAUCCUGUAUCCCUGUGUUAAAGUCACCAGUGCUGCUCAUUGUGGGGACUGUUGGGUUUUCUCUAGAAACUAAAGGUCUCAACCUUAUUAUGUCAUGAGAAGGCUCUUAAAUUGGACUAAACAGAAUAUCUUAUAUUAUAAUCGAUUCUUCAUUUUUGCCAUGGACUUUUG
Molecule: messenger RNA, 2417 nt
Organism: Limanda limanda (common dab)
Lineage: Eukaryota; Metazoa; Chordata; Actinopteri; Pleuronectiformes; Pleuronectidae
Gene: polm
Product: polymerase (DNA directed), mu
Exons: 12
Coding region: 77-1723 (548 amino acids)
Biological process (GO): double-strand break repair via nonhomologous end joining
Cellular component (GO): nucleus
Molecular function (GO): DNA-directed DNA polymerase activity; DNA binding
Source: RefSeq, a predicted model, not a curated record